GCCAUUUUGGGGUCAUCGAAUGGACUAAUUUGGAAAGUUUGCCGGUGUUUAUAGAUUAACAUUUUAAGAUGCCCCAUGUCCCCGAACUGCCCUGCUCGGAGGAGCUUCAAACACCAGAGGUUCCCGUGACAUCUGCUGUACUGAAGGCUGCAGCGCACCAUUAUGGGAGACAGUGUGAUAUUCCCAAUAAGCAAUUCAUGCUGUGUAGACAUGAAGAACAAGAUCCCCGUAAAUGCUUAACUGAAGGCCGAGCCGUCAGUCAGUGCAUGGUGGAUUUCCUUCAGACUGUCAAGCUGCACUGUAAUGAAUCCUUCACUCAGUAUUGGACCUGUCUGGAUAAGAAUGAACAGAAAUUCCAUGAGUGUAGAAAGCAACAGCAGAAAUUUGAUGAUUGUGUACUUGACAAUCUUGGAUGGAUUAGACCAGAGAUGGGUGAACUUACUCAGACAACUGUUGUUAAAACUGAUAGGCCUGUACCUGUGUCCAAAGCAAGACCAAAACCAGACCCUGUGGUGCGAAAUAAACCACCUGAAGAUAUCCAACCAGCAAAACGUGGAUCAAGAUUCUUUUUCUUUUAACAGUUUUAAGUCUAGUGUAUAGUUUUCAUGAAUUCUGACUGUGUAGUUGACACUGCUUGAAACCUGGGCCAUGUGUAUUUCAAGGGAAAUGGAGUGUUUUGUUAAAUUUAAACUGAAAUAUUCACUGAUGGAUUUGUUGUCCCUGUGACCUUAUUCUCAUACCAGUAUCUGUGAAACUUUAGGAUGAUUCAAUUGUAUUGUUGGAACCAAGAUAAUUCAGUGCUAUUAGUCCAUUUAGUGCUUGAUAUGUGCAUGUAAUCCAAUAUCGACAUAUGUAAACAUUUUCAGAAAGUUUGACUUCAGAUUUAUUUACUGUUAUUCCCAUCAUGUACAAACAGAUUGUGGAUAAAAAUAAAUGGUUUGAAAGACUUGUUCUUCUUGCAUCUUUAAAUGUUGAUGUCACAUGUCUGAGUAUUCUGAUUACCGGGUACAUAAACAAGGAUUUAUGCAUGCAUACAUUUGUUGUAAAUUCCUUCAAUUUCAAUUUGUGUGUCAGGAAAUAUUGUUAUAUUUUGGAGUAGUGAAUGCAGGGCUCUUAUGUUAUGAGCUGUAAAUUAUAUUCAUAAAAUCCCUCAAAUGGCAAACAUUCCAUCAUAAAAAGAUAUACAUUUGUAUUUAUCAUACUUGGAAUGCAUUCAUUAUGAUGCCCAUUUCUCUUUGACACCAUUACAGUACAGUAUCCCAGGUAUUCCAAAUUUAUCGUUACCCGGUAAUAAAUUUACUGUUCAAAUUAAAUUCUUCCAUUGUGAUCUUCUAAAAUGACAUCACUGAAUCAUCUAGAUGUUUGAGUAUCUGUUUUGUAUGACACUGUAGUUUGUGGUCUUAUAGAAUAUGUAUAAAGUGAUUUGAAAUAAAAUGAACAGUUACUGU
Saccoglossus kowalevskii is the source of this 1448-nucleotide messenger RNA. Its product is annotated as NADH dehydrogenase [ubiquinone] 1 alpha subcomplex subunit 8-like. Gene Ontology annotation, biological process: mitochondrial electron transport, NADH to ubiquinone. Lineage: Eukaryota; Metazoa; Hemichordata; Enteropneusta; Harrimaniidae. The record is from RefSeq and is a predicted model, not a curated record. Gene Ontology annotation, cellular component: respiratory chain complex I.